Molecule: messenger RNA, 2761 nt
Organism: Cucumis melo (muskmelon)
Lineage: Eukaryota; Viridiplantae; Streptophyta; Magnoliopsida; Cucurbitales; Cucurbitaceae
Exons: 5
Coding region: 199-2538 (779 amino acids)
Molecular function (GO): protein binding
Source: RefSeq, a predicted model, not a curated record
UUUCAUUCUCGCCUUUUCACAUCACUUCUCUUUGUAUUUGUUCUAACCAGGUUAAUCCCAUGCAAGAUCCAACGAAGAAGUUCUAACCCAAGAAGAAAAAACAAAAUCCCAAACUUGUUUUUUCUUUGCAAUUUUCUAGGACGAGAAAGUGAGAGCGAAAAUUUUCUUGGGAAAAUUCAGUAGAGAUUGAAGAACUCCAUGUUGACGAACAGCGGCAAGAACAAAUUUCCGUGCAAGGGAUUUUCGACCCCACCACCGUCGUGGAAAUCGAAGCCGUUCAGGUUACCGAAAACGGCGCCUUUCUCAGAAAGUAAAAGAUCGUCUCCUAAUUUUGCCAAUAAAUCUGAUCUUUUUCAUGUCAUUCACAAAGUUCCCGCCGGGGACUCUCCCUAUGUUAAGGCUAAACAAGUUCAGUUGAUAGAUAAAGAUCCAAAUAGGGCCGUUUCUCUGUUUUGGGCGGCGAUAAAUGCCGGGGAUCGAGUGGACAGUGCACUGAAGGAUAUGGCUGUAGUGAUGAAGCAGCUGGACCGCUCUGAUGAAGCGAUUGAGGCGAUCAAAUCCUUUCGCCAUCUCUGCCCUUAUGAUUCUCAGGAAUCUAUUGACAAUGUAUUGAUUGAAUUAUACAAGAGAUCUGGUAGAAUAGAAGAAGAGAUUGAUAUGCUUCAAUGCAAACUGAAACAGAUCGAAGACGGCACGGUUUUUGGGGGGAAGAGGACGAAGGCUGCAAGAUCCCAGGGUAAGAAAGUGCAAAUUACCGUCGAGCAAGAAAAAUCAAGAGUUCUUGGCAACUUGGCCUGGGCUUUCUUGCAGCUGGACAAUGUCUAUAUUGCUGAAGAGUAUUACCGGAAAGCUUUGUCUCUCGAGUCGGAUAACAACAAAAAAUGCAAUCUUGCGAUCUGUCUGAUCCUUACGAAUCGGCUCACGGAAGCAAAGUCUCUGCUUCAGUCUGUAAGGGCUUCUUCUGGAGGCAAGCCCAUGGAAGAGUCAUAUGCCAAAUCAUUUGAACGCGCGUCUCACAUGCUGGCUGAAAAGGAAUUUAAGCCGUUCAAUUCAACAGAGCAUGAAGAAGAUAACAACACUGCAGCCACGAUAACCUCAAAGAACACAACUGGUAAAUCCGGCCGUUGUGUUCCUCAGAUCACUGCAUCCACAAAAUGGACUCAUGAUGAUGACAAAAUGUACAUAAACGAAAAUAGUUGGGACUACGAUCAUCAUUGGGACUGCUGUGAGAACAAGUCAAUUGGAGCUGUGAAUUCUUCACAUAAUUAUCUGCAUUGUGAUAAAUGGAGUGGAGGUUGUUUCAUUGAAAAUCUAGGAAAAGCUGACUCCUGCAUUCCUAUUAAAAUAAAGGGAGACCGGAACCAGGGUGAUCUAUUUAGAUUAGAAGAUGAGAGUUUCAACUGCUGCUCAUUGUAUUCAUCUCCGACUCCAGCGAAACGAAGUGUUGAAGUUCCAUUCACUCAACCGAAAAACUCCAUUUGGGAAUUCAAUAAUCGAUGGGGGUCAAAGGAAAGGAGGCAGCAGCGAAAAAGAAUCAGGAAAGUUUUGUUUGGGAAUCCUUCAAAGAAGAAUAAAAGUUUUGCCAGUGGCUUUGUUGUGGAUGCUUCUUCUGAAUCUGAAGGAACCAAACCAACUUCGAAUUACAAGACAAAGUAUAGGUCUGCAGCUCCUGAUUCAGUUGAAUUGGAAGUUCCAUUUACACAGCCAAGGAGCUGUGCAUGGUUUAUGAACGGACAUUCGAGAAAGGCGACCGAAUGCUUCAGAAGUUUGCGCAGCAGUAGUUCUAGUAGAAAACUUUCAUUUGAGCCUCCCACAAGCACCGAAAAUAUUCAAACAACGGCUGAUUCAAACUUUGGAAGAUCUGAACUUUCCAGAGCAGUGAGUGACGAACCUCAAGAUCUUGAAGGAGACUGGAACCAAACUUCUUGUGGAGACAUCGAGUAUGAAGAAGGCGGCAGUCCAAUGGUCUACGGCUUGAUGAAGAUAAAGGAAGAAUGCAGUGCUGUUGAUCAAAAGUUCCAACAUAAUUCCCCCACAGUUUUUGGGAAGAAGAGUUGGGCAGAUAUGGUCGAAGAAGAGGAGGAAGAAAGUGAUGAAGAGGAGGAAGACAAUAGUACAGAAGAAAUGUCGUCUUCAAGUGGAAGUGGUCAAGUCAAUUGCUUCGUGGACAAUUGGAGCUGCUGCAGCAGUGACAAUGGAGAGUUCAAGUUUAAUGAUGAAAAUCUAAAUUCCAACAUACUCCACCAGAAGAACCAUUGUCCAAGCAGCAAUCAGGUGGAAGACAUAAUGAAGUUUGGUUCACUUGAGAUAAAAGAUGACUCGGACGAGGUUGUUUCAUUGAGAAAUUCAGUAGUACGGUGCGACCAACAGCAGGCUAUGUUAGAGUCGAUCGAUAAUUGUGGCGCCUCGCCGCUGCCAAGGAAAGAUCUGACAACUGAAGUCUCUUGUAAGUUUGGGCAGGAAAAUAAGUUGAUGAGGAGAAACAGAUUGCAGGUAUUCCAUGAGAUAACAACAGUGCAUCAAGAGCUAGAAUUUUAAGAAAAACUCUCUCAAAUUUGUUGAUGGGCACUUCUAUACUCUCUCAUUUUGGCUUGUUUUGUUUUUCUUUGUGUGUGUGUGUGUGUGUUUUUUUUUUUUUUUGGGUUGAUACAGUUCCUUUUUGUAUCUUCUUCUUCAACAUCACAUAAUUGAUAAUACUAUACUGUAAGUAAGUUUGUAACGGAUGCUUGUUAUAUACUAAUACAUACUCAUUUAUACCCUA